Mytilus californianus (California mussel) is the source of this 3302-nucleotide messenger RNA. Its product is annotated as RNA 3'-terminal phosphate cyclase-like. The record is from RefSeq and is a predicted model, not a curated record. Lineage: Eukaryota; Metazoa; Mollusca; Bivalvia; Mytilida; Mytilidae. Gene Ontology annotation, cellular component: nucleus. Bases 148 to 1380 code for a protein of 410 amino acids. Gene Ontology annotation, biological process: RNA processing. The transcript has 12 exons. Gene Ontology annotation, molecular function: RNA-3'-phosphate cyclase activity.
UCAAAUUUUAAAGUAGAAUUAAGAAGAAAAAUUACAUUGAACGAAAUUUUGUAUACAUAUUUUUGUUUCGAAACCACCUGCAAUAACUCGCUUGAGUUGACACUAUUCAUUCUUAAUUAUUUUAAGUCAUAAAAUAAGGUAGAAAAUAUGAAUAAUGCAGCUCCCAAGCCUCAAAGACAGCCAAGAGAAAACAGAAGACAUAGAGCAGCAAUGGCUGAAGAUCAAGAUUCUGGAGCAGCUUCUAACAUAAUACCAGGUACAAGUUCAGAACUAGUGUUGAAGGCAGCCAAUAGUAUUCAGGAUACUAGUAUUGUUGAUAUUGAUGGAGGAGCUCUUGAAGGGGGAGGUCAAGUCUUGAGAAAUACCGUUUCAUUUAGUUGUUUAUUACAUAGACCUGUUAGAGUAUAUAACGUUAGAGCUGGCAGAAGUAAACCAGGAUUAAGGCCUCAACAUUUAACUGGUAUAAUGUUAACCAGAGAUGUUUGUCAUGGUAGACUGGAAGGAGGGGCUGUUGGCUCAACAGAAAUCCAAUUUUAUCCAGGAAAUAUUCAGCACGGAGAAUAUAGAGCCGACACAGGUACCGCAGGGAGUAUAUGUCUUUUAUUGCAAGUAGCUAUUCCAUGUUUAGUUUAUGCUGAUGGUCAUACAAAUCUGACAUUAAAAGGAGGAACCAAUGCAGAUAUGGCACCUCAGUUAGAUCACAUGACAAUGGUAUUUAGACCUAUCGCAGAAAAAUUUGGAAUGAGAUUUGACUGUAGAGUUAUCAGAAGAGGGUAUUAUCCUAAAGGUGGUGGAGAAGUAAUGGUGACAUGUCAUCCUACCAAACAAUUGUCAGCUGUUACUAUGACAGAUAGAGGAGAUAUCAAACAAAUCUAUGGUAGAUCAUUUGUAGCUGGAGUUCUUCCUAUCAGGGUUGCCCAUAUUAUGGCACAAGUUGCUGAAAGUAUAAUACAUAAAGAAUAUAAAGAUGUAGCAGUAAAUAUAGAUGUAGUAAAAGAAGAAUCAGCCAUAGGAACUGGUACAGGUAUUGUACUAGUUGCAGAAACUACAACUGGGUGCUUUUUGGGAGGUACAGCUUUAGGGAAGAAAGGAAAGCAAGCAGAACAAGUUGGACAAGAAGCAGCAGAAGAAUUAAUCAAUAAUUUAUAUCAUGGUGGUUGUGUAGAUGAUUAUGUACAAGAUCAGAUUAUACUGUUGAUGGCUCUAGCCAAAGGCAAAUCCACAGUAAGAAUUGGUGCCUUGUCUUUACAUACAGAAACUGCCAUUCAUGUGGCAAAACAGUUAACUGAGGCCAAAUUUAAAAUUACAGAAAUUAACAAAGGAGCAACGCUUAUAGAAUGUGAUGGAAUAGGACUAGUUAAUUCACAGGUUGGAAGUUAGUGAUGGAUUUAUAUUGUAGUUUGUGCCAUCAACUCCAAGAACCAAUGUAAAAAUAAGGAGAUCAAGUUUUUCUCUACCACUAUUGUACUACUUCUGGUUACUUAACCAGUGAGUGAAAUAGAUACAAAUAUUUCUGUUAUUGUCUUUUCGGUUUUGAAAUUGUCUUUAAAGAAUAUUAGAUAGUAAUGUGAAAUUAAUCUAUUGUAUUUAGCAGUAUAACAUGUUUCGCUUUACGUAUCUAUGAAUGACAUAUAAAAAGGUUCUGCAUUUGCCUGAUGCGAUUAGGAACCAAUGAAUAAAAUGUCACAUAUUCAUUAAAACUCUGUCAUUGUAGUGAUAGUGUGCCUUUUUUGAUGGUUGAAAAUUAUUAAUAUUCUCGUUAGCAUCAUUUACAGGUCUCACUUUACAUAGCUAUAUGUGACAUUUAAGGAUGUCUACCUCUGAGGAGCCAAACAUUUCUAGAAUUAAACUUUGUUCUUAACCUGAUUUUUGGGUAUAUAUGACUAAAAAAGUAAUUGAUGAAGAAAGUAUCAUAUGGUGGUGCCCUUCUUUUUUUUUCUACAGCCAUUUGUUUAUUUAUCAUCAAUUUUUACGUAUUUUUGGGCUAUUAUCAUAAAAAAAAUCACAGUUUCACAAUUAAACUUUUUUUCAUUCAUUUCAUUAUAGAUGAAGUGGACCAAUCUGAAUAAAUUUAACUUAAGAAAACUAUAGGUUGGUGUUAAUAUUAGAAAGUUUUAUAAAAUUUUGUUGCUUUUUGUGUCAAAUUGACCAUGCUGUCAAUUUUGUAAAUUGGGGAUUUUUCUCUUUUUUUUUAGCAUGUUAUUUAAACUUCUUUGUUAUAAAUGAUUGAAAAAAUACAUAUCUAAGAAUUUUGAAAUGAAAAAAUUGAUAUGGGAUGUACAUUUUUUGGUAAAAGCAUUUCUUUGUACACUUCACCCAUUUUCUCAACAUUUUGGCUAAUGACAUUGACCGGAUUGGUUAUAAAAUUUUUAAAUUGUAUUACUCAAAAACUACUUAUAGCAAGUACACAUUUUUUUCACAGAGUUUACUUUGAUUAUAAAUUUUUUUUUAAAUUCAUUGAUAUUUUCCACUUGUAUCACAUGUUUUGGAAAUAAUUCCCGAACAAGAUUUCAACAAGACUGAAACAUCAGAAGAAUACAUCCUUAAAAAAAAGGUUCUAUAUUUGCCUUAUGUAAAUAUGAACCAAUAACAAAAGUUACAUGUUUGUUAAAACUCUGACACUGUAGAUCUUUUUUUAAUAAUAAACAAAAUAUCUUUCUGUUGUAUUGUAUAUUGUAUGAUGUAGAAACAGGAGAUGCGUUAGGAUUGCCAUGUGACGUAGAUGUUAGCAACUUUAGGUCACUGUACGGCCAUCAAGGUUAGACUCAUACUGUAAAGUCAGCUAUAAAAGAACCAGACAUGACAAAAUGUGAAACAAUAUAAACAAAGAAAACAUAACAAAAUAAUAAAAGAAUAACAAAUAUGACAGACCACAGCUAAAAACAAUCACUGAAUUACAGGCCCUUGGCUCAGGACAGGCUUAUGAAGUGGUGGAGUUAGGCAUGUUUGUGAGCACUUAUCCAUCACCUUAACCUGGGACUGGUGUAACAAAGCAUCAUAAAAACAAAUUGUAAAAAUCAGUUGGAAAUGGCUUGACUCAUCAGAUUAACACAAAGCACAAUAGAUAAUUAACAAAAAAACAAAGCACCAAUCUAAGAGUGCCCACAAAAACUGAAAGCUAGUUUAAAGGCAAUUACAACUUAUACAUUGAUUGUGUUUUGAUGAAAGUAUUCAAAGAUGUAAUUCAGUUUAUGUACAGAUAAUGAAGAAAUAACUUUGUUUUUAAGUAUUUAGAAUGAAGCAGUUAUACAUACUUUUGUGAUUGUAUCUUAGAUUGUGCAAUAAAUUUGAAUUAACAUUUA